GUGAGCCCAGAAGUGGAACAGGGACUCGCAAGGGGACAUCGCGUGCCCAGCAGAGCCCCCGGCCCGCCCCAGAGUCAUGCCCGUGGCAAGAUGUGUCCUGUCUGGAGACGCCACCCAGGUGUGUCCUACCCGAAAAUGCCACCAAGGUGUGUCUUGCCUGGAAACUGAACUCUGCUUCCGCUUGGCUACGCGGCUUCACAGCUCAGAGCGCCCUCUAUCCAGGCCAGGACUGUCAGCCCGCAUAGUGGGGCUAUUAGGAGGGACAAUAGAGAGGGUAACUUGUGAGACUGAGUGCCAGUCAGAGGCGGUUAUAGCACAGUGGCUAAGACCCUCUGCUCCAGACUCUGUGAGCCCUGCCUCCACCACUUCCCAUUAUGGAAUCUGAGUCAUGUUCCUUGUCUUCCUGCCUUCUCUCCUCUCGGAAAUUGAGUAACUGGUAAAAGAAUUACAAAGAGUAUUACGCGUAUUAAUGUCGUGCUGGUCACUGCAGAAAACACUCUGUGAAAGUUAGCUUUUAUUAACUUCCACGUGUAACAAAGCCCCUGCUGCUCCAAGCACACUAUCUGGUGCCCAUGCAGUUCUGUUGUGUGCUGUUGUCCUGGCAGUCUUGUCGUGGUCACUUAACAUUCUAGUGACGGUUCCUUCUGCUUUAGCAACUUGACGUGAGGGAUUAGCACACAGCACACUUGCUGAGGGAGAAGUGUCAGACUGUUUGGGGAGUCCUGUUUCUUUAUUGCACUUCCCUGAGAACAGAACUUUCACCUGAUACCACCCCGGCAUUUACAUCAGUUGUAGGAUUUUGGAGGACGGACAAAUAGAAAAUGAAGAGAGAGCUGAUUUGAUUUCUGCAGUUGGAUUGAAAAACGGUGGGUAAGGUAGCUGGACUGCAGACCAAGCAGCCUUCGGAUCUGUAAGGGGCUUAGAGCACAGGUGAGGAGACAAUGACCGCGGGAGGACCCCUGAGCACCUCCCUGUCCUCACCUCUGAGGGCCUCCCCCUCUUCUGCACUGUCACCUUAGAGAGCUUUCCUUUCUAGAAUGAUCCAGGCUCCCUCAGCCUCAGGACUUCUACCUGUGAAGCCUGCUGUGUCCCUAAUGCACUGCUCACCUCCCCCCCCAACACACACCUCCAUGUAUUACUUGGCCGUGGAUGUCCUUCAGGUCUCUUCUGACUUUCCUGACAACUUGACCACUGCCUCCCUGUAAAUCAGUGGCCUAAUAAUCCUUUCUUGAAGCACCAUCAGCUUUAUUCCUAGAAUUUAGGGUUUUUUUCAUGAUUGACAGCAUUGCCGUAACUGUGCCCCCUAGUGCCAAGGACCUGUACUGCUUUAGUGCCUUGAAUGUCCUUUGCCUUCAUUAUUUUUUGAAAGCCUUUACAUUAAAUGAAUAUUUAUAUUAGCAGUGUUUAUACAUGUAUACAUGCAUGUAUAGUGUGUACACACAAUCUGGGGCAGUAGCAUGUUAGUGCUAAAUUUAAAAGCCAAACCAUUCAGUCAAUUACUUCUGACAGUUGUGUGCUUCUCAUUCCAAAUUUACACGAGUAAAAUGAAACUAAAGCUUUUUCUGUCUUACAUAAAUGAGUUGGGGACCUGAGUGCAAAAGGAAUGGAAUAUUUUAAAUUCAGCUAGUUACUAAACUGUGUGGCUGUAGAUAACGAUUUUGUCUUUCUGGACUUAGUUUGCACAUUGAUGAGAAAGGAAGAAAAGAAAUUCAAAUUAAUGAGGGAGCUCUGUUUUAUAAGGAAAGGCUUUCAGAACUAAUAAAGCAAUCAAGUAAGAACAACCGACUUAAAGAUUAGUUUUGAUUCUUUUUGUCUCUUUGACUUACUCAUUAGUCUCACGAAACAUUUAGCCACUUCCAACUCUGUUGGUCCCAGUUGAUGAGAGUGACUUAUGUCUUGGAUUAGACUCAUUAUGUUUGAGGAAAUCCUUCAUUGUACCAGUAAACAAGAUCACAUUCAGGGAAGGCAUCCACAUGGCAGAUGACCGUAUUCACCUGGAAUGCAGUUCCUUUCUCCAGUUAGCAUGGAUGCAGGUACAAGGAUCACUUCACAUUUUGUGCCAGAAUUUAUGACGUAUCAUUUUCAAUGUUUGAAAGAGUAUGUAAUUGCUAAAAUUAUAAAGCCUACAGUAAAACAGAGACCCAGAUCUUAUUCUAUAAUAGUUUUGCCCAUAGUUGUUCAUCCAUACUAAUUUGUAUUUAAGACUCAAAAUCAAAAUUAUGCUGCCAAGCAGGAAGAAAAAGCAUGAGAACAAAUUGUUUAUACUGUUUCAUUUCUAUCCCUUGAAUUUCUAUGCAAGGAAGGAAUGAACUCUGACCCUGAGGAAGAUAAAUACAGUGUGUUUAUAGUUGAUACUCAUUUGGCAAGGAUUUGAAAACUUACAGCAUUCCACACGUAAGAGCUUCUAGCUGCUCCUAAUAUUAUGCAUAGUGUUAGUUUAUGAAUUCCCUUUCUUGCUAGUAUGUCCUUUAUUUUUGGUUUGCACUGAACUUCCCAUCUUAAAAUCUAAAUUCUUAAAAACAAAUAUUAAAAAAAUUGAAAUAAAUGUUUUCCAUCUUAGAUGUAUAGUUUUUUUUCUUUAAGAUUUGCUUUAUUUGAAAAUAAGAGCUACAGAGAGUGAGGGACACACACAAAGAGAGGGAGAGGUCUUCCAUCUGCCAGUUCACUCCCCUGGUGGCUGCAAUGGCCAGUGCUGCGCCAGGUCAAAGUCAGGAGCUCUAUCCAAGUUUCCCACUUGGUGGCAGGGGCCCAAACAUUGGACAAUCUUCUGAUGCUUUUCCCAGGCCAUGAACAGGGAGCUGGAUCAGAAGUGGAGCAGCUGGGACAUGAACCAGCACCCAUGUGGGAUGGCAGUGUUGCAGGAGAUGGCUUUUCCCACCACACCACAACACCAGCCCAGAUGUAUAGAUUUUCAAUAAAGAUCCAAUGAAUUAAUUUUGUCCAAUUAAGUAGUUUGUUAACAAAAUAAAAAAUAAAACAAAUUUGCUGUGUUUAUCCUCUUAAUAUUGUUUAGGAUUUUUCUCUAGAAAUUACUGUUUCUUUUGACAUUGAGUGCAAGAUGAGAAUGACUGAAAAAAUGAAUCCCUUACAAUUGCUAUUAAAAUUGGAUAAAGGUCUUAGAACAUUUUAAAACUGAGCAUACUCAUAGUAAAGAGUGGUGUCUUAAAAAAAGUAAGGGGUAGAUAAAACUUUAGUGAUGAGUUUCUCACAGUGUUCAUUACGGAAUCUACAUCUACUUGGUGUUUGUUUGUUUGUUUGUUAGCUUUGAGUGAAACAGACAGGCAAAUAUAGAGAGCAGGCUGCUAUGGGCUGGUUCACCCCCCAAAUGCCAACAGUGGGUAGUGCCGGAGCUGGCAGCUGGGUACUCAAUCCAGAUUUCGCAUGUGGGUGGCAGAGACCUAAGUACUGGAGUCAUCAUCUGCUGCCCUCCAGGGUCUGCAUUAGCAGGAGGCUGCAGUCAGGAGUGGGAGAUGGGACUGAAACCCAUGUACACUUAUAUAGGACAUGGGCAUCUUAACCAGGAGCAGGCCAACUCUCUGCUCCUGUACCGUACUUUUUAUCAGUAUUUUAAUAUAUUUGUUAAGGUUUUCUUGGUGUGUUUUAAGAAACUAUGUAUUCCCUUUUUUUGGGAGGGUAUAUACAUUUUAAUACAUAAUCCUUAAGAAUGGAAAUGUGAUGUUGACAAAAAUAUCCAUGACCUUUUGUUGUAUGAGUUUAGUCUCCUUUUACAGUUCUUCAACUGGUAGAAGCUAAAACACUAAUGCAUUCUUGAAAAUGUUUAGUCUACUUCAACCAUGCCUGUUUAUUAGCUUAUUUUUUUUAACUUUUUAUUAACUGAGAAAGCAAUAUAAAUGUUAAUAUUUCUGCUUUUGUGGCUUGAAGAGCUUUGCAGCAGUUAAUUUCUGACCAGUUAAUGCAAAUAUGAUUUCCUGUGUUCUGAAAAAAUCCAGGAAAUGAAGUUAGUAACACAAACAAAUUUGGGGGUUUAUUACAGGACCAAGUAAAUUCAUGUAUUAUGCAGCCAUUGUUGAACUUCAUGGAUAUAUAUAAUUAAGAGGUGACUACAGUUGGAAUGUUCUAAGAGAUUUAAUAGAUGAUUAGAUUCAUGUUUAGAGUUGACAAUGAUAAGCAUUAAUUUUGUAAGCGAGAACAAGGAGGUGGUUACUUCUUGGGAGCACUAGAUUUUAGUUGAGGAUGUAGAAUGAUCAGGUGACUUACUGACUACCCAGGACUGAACAGUAGGAGGAGUUAGUAAAAGAAAGUGGACCUGGUAAUGGGAAGAACUGAGUCAUAUUAGAAUGUGAGUAUACGGGGGCCCACACCGUGGCUCAGUAGGUUAAUCCUCCGGCAUCCCAUAUGGGCCCCGAUUCUAGUCCCGGCUGCCCCUCUUCCCAUCCAGCUCUCUGCUAUGGCCUGGGAAAGCAGUAGAAGAUGGCCUAAGUGCUUGGGCCCCUGCACCCAUAUGGGUGACCGGGAAGAAGCACCUGGCUCCUGGUUUCAGAUUGGCGUAGCUUCAGCCGUUGUGGCCACCUGGGGAGUAAACCAACCAAAGGAAGGAAGACCUAUUUCUCUGUCUCUCCUUCUCACUGUCUGUAACUCUACCUCUCAAAUAAAUAAAUAAAUCUAAAAAAAAAAAAAAGAAUAUAAGAUAAAGCAGUUGCGGAACAAGGUUUUUACUUCAUGUGUUCAUUGUGAUAAACUUGCAUGAAGGGGAUUGGGAUUUGUGUUAGAGAGAGAGAGUCAUAACUGGAAUGUGGGAAAGCUUACUAUGGCAUGGAAGCCCAGGAAAGCAGAAAUACUGAAUUGAAUUUUAUUGUUUGCGUUUCUAUAGAAAUAACCAGGCACAAUGAGUCACUUGGAUUAACAGUAGGCUACAGCUGUGACUACCUCUGAAAAUGAGUCCUCUGAUACAAAGCAACUCUUGGUGCACAGAACACAGGUGAAGUCCAGGUUGGUCAGAAUAGGGCCACAGGACCUGGCAAAUCAAGGGAUAAUCUCAGCCUUUCCAGUUCUCCUGGGCUGAAGUCCAGCCUGGAUGCUGGGAACUUGAGCAGCUUCCUUUGUGUUGUGGGUGUUGUAAAGUCUGCAGUUUUAAUCUUGCGUUCCAUUUGUGGUCUUAGGGCUCACGUGGCUUUCUGCCUCAUUCAACCCUCUCCCCGAAGGUCUUUACAAAGAGUCCACUGUCGUGGGCUGACCAAUCACUUCACAAGUCCUACUCAGACAUGCAUCAUGGGGAUGACAUUAAACCCAAAGGGUAAUGAUGAACAGGCUGAAUAGAGGGGAACAUUCCAUGAGUAAAAUGGUAUAGUAUUAGAAUAUCUGAUUUCAGCUGUUGUGUUUGACAUAUUAAUUAUAGUGACAUUAAUGUCAAGUCUUAUUUUUCAGAUUUGUUUAAAUAAUGGACAAACCCGGGCCUCCAACACAUACUGGCUACCCAGGGCCCCAGGUUGGCUACCCAGGGCCCCAGGUUGGCUAUCCAGGGCCCCAGGAUGGCUGCCUAGGACCCCAGGCCGGCUACCCAGGGCCCCAGGCUGGCUAUCCAGGGCCCCCGGAUGGAUAUCCAGGACCUCAGGCCGGCUACCCAGGGCCCCAGGCUGGCUAUCCAGGACCCCAGGAUGGCUACCUAGGACCCCAGGCCGGCUACCCAGCCCCACCAGCUGGCUAUUCAGUUGCCAGUCCAGGCAACUUCCCUGUCCAGAAUCAGCCAGGACAUACUCAGCCUGGUGGCCCUGCAGGAAUACCAUGGAUGCCAGCUCCACUAGUUCCACUGAACUGCCCACCUGGAUUAGAAUAUUUGACUCAGAUUGAUCAGGUAUUGAUUCAUCAACAAGUUGAACUACUAGAAGUCUUAACAGGUUUUGAAACUCAAAACAAAUAUGAAAUUAGGAACAGCCUUGGACAGAGGGUUUUCCUAGCAGUGGAAGAUACUGAUUGCUGUACCCGAAAUUGCUGUGGGGCAUCUAGACCUUUCACAUUGAGGAUUCUUGAUAACACGGGCCGAGAAGUGAUGACCCUGGAACGACCACUGAGAUGCAACAGUUGCUGUUUCCCCUGCUGCCUUCAGAAGAUAGAAGUUCAAGCUCCUCCUGGUGUCCCAAUUGGUUAUGUAAGUCAGACCUGGCACCCCUGCCUGCCCAAGUUCACAAUUCAAAAUGAGAAGGAAGAGGAUGUGCUAAAAAUUUCUGGUCCAUGUGUUGUGUGUAGCUGUUGUGGAGAUAUUGAUUUUGAGAUUAAAUCACUAGAUGAACAAAGCAUGGUUGGCAAGAUUUCUAAGCAGUGGACUGGGCUUUUGAAAGAGGCAUUUACAGACGCUGAUAACUUUGGGAUCCAGUUCCCUUUAGACCUUGAUGUGAAAAUGAAAGCUGUGAUGCUUGGCGCUUGUUUCCUCAUUGACUUCAUGUUUUUUGAGAAAGCUGGAGGCCAGGAUCAAAAAGCAGGAGUGUGGUAGUGGAUUAAUGAAAAUCUCCUCAGAAAAUGUGAAAUCUGUGUAUUGACUGGGAUGAUCUACAAAGUUAACAGUUUUUUUUCUUUGUGACAUGUGACUGAAUUAAGCUGUGAUGCCUAUAGUUCCGUUAUGUGAUUUUUGCUUUUCAGAUUAUAGAGUUUAUUUUCUGUAUAUCUGGCUUAUAAAUUUUUUAUAUAUCUUAGAAACAUUUGCUAUGAAUUUAUGAGAAAGGACAUUUUUACAUAUAAAAUUGAAACCUUAUGAAAAACUGCUUUAGGCUAUUAAAAUCUGAUUUGUUUUCCAUUUUUAUAAUAAUUUAAAGCCUUAUUAAAGUAAUACUAGCAAAGAAUUUUAAAUUAUUCCAUUAAAUAUAGUUAUAAUUUUUUCACCUCACAAGUUAAUAUUAUUUUGCAAAUAGUAUAUAUUCAAAAAGUUUAAAAAAUAGCAGUUUCUAUUGAAAUAAUACUCAAUAUCCAUAUUACCAAGGAAAAGUUAAAUUUAGUUUUUGAUCUUCAGGAAAUUGCAUUAUAUUUUACUUUUCCUAUAAGCUAAUCUAUUAUGUAAAAAAAUGUUUAUAGGGGCCAGUGUUGUGGCAUUACAGGUUAAGUCUCCACCUGCGAUGCUGGCAUCCCAUAUGGGUGCAAGUUUGUGCUGCUCUGCUUCUGAUCCAGCUCCAAGCUAAUGUGCUUGGAGAAACAGCCAAGGAUGACCCAAGUCCUUGGACCCCUGCACCCAUGUGGGAGACCCAGAUAAAGCUUCUGGCUCCUGGCUUUGGCCUGGCCCAGCUCUGGCUGUUGCAGCCAUUAGGGGAGUCAACCAGUGGAUGGAAGAUCUCUCUCUCUCACUCUCAAUCUCUGUAACUCUGAAUUUCAAAUAAAUAAAGUUUAUGUUGACAGGAUAAUAAAUUGCCAAUUUUACAUUGUUUUCUGUGAACAAAGAAGCAUAUGAUACUUUCCAAAAGACAGACAGAAACAUUUGAAGAGUCACUCACUCUAAUGUUGGCUAUUUUGUAAUUUCUGAACUUAUAAUUUUUACUGACAAAUAUUUAGCUUCUGUGUUCUAUCAUUCCCAAAACAUAAUAAUUGUAAUAUUAUUCAGAUAUUAAUUAAAUGAAACAAAUAUAUUUCGUAACAGAGUGUAAGUUUCAAAAGUAAUCUACCAGGUUAUUUGUGAUAAUAAUCAAAUAUCUGAAAUAAAAACAUAUUGCUAUA
Messenger RNA from Lepus europaeus (European hare), 7656 nucleotides. RefSeq names its product phospholipid scramblase 1-like. Gene Ontology annotation, cellular component: plasma membrane. Gene Ontology annotation, molecular function: phospholipid scramblase activity. Gene Ontology annotation, biological process: plasma membrane phospholipid scrambling. NCBI's taxonomy places the organism in Eukaryota, Metazoa, Chordata, Mammalia, Lagomorpha, Leporidae. The coding region runs from base 5399 to 6448 and encodes 349 amino acids. The record is from RefSeq and is a predicted model, not a curated record. The transcript has 7 exons.